CAAGAGUAAUGAAAUAGGCAUAGGGCGAUUUUCCGCAGCGUAUUGGGCAGACCCCAAGUGCUAGCGCAGAGACGGCGCAUCAAAAAACUUUCAGCCAUGGAUAUUUCAAUGCACCUAAAUUUUUUUCGAUGCAGUUCUCUUUGCUGUGGACCGUAUCACUUUGUCGCAGUUCAUAGAAGUGAUUUAUAGGCUUGCGCCGAGAAAAUGUCACAUUUGCAGAUUCCAUUACUCAACAGCAUCUAUUUUUCCUAAACUUCAGUCCGGCUACAGAAGAGUGGGGGGACUUCUGUUGUUUUUUCGGCACCUAGCCUACAACACGAAGUGAGUUGGUGGCCAGAGGUGCUGCAGCUGGAGCCACCCUGCACCGCUGGAGCUUCCAGGAAUGACGGGGCCAACCCACCGCAGCCGGCCCCCUCGCAGCACCUGACCUGAGUCACCUGACCUGACUCACCUGACCCAUCAUGGAGCUCAAGGUCUGGGUGGACGGGGUCCAGAGGGUUGUUUGUGGGGUCACCGAGGCAACCACCUGCCAGGAAGUGGUCAUCGCUCUGGCUCAGGCCAUAGGCCGCACUGGGCGCUAUACACUGGUGGAGAAAUGGCGGGACACAGAGCGCCACCUGGCCCCCCACGAGAGCCCCGUGGCAUCCCUCAACACCUGGGGCCAGUAUGCCGGUGACGUCCAGCUGAUCCUGCACCGCACGGGCCCCUCCCUGACCGAACGGCCCCCCUCCGAGGGUCCCCUGCUCCGGGGCCCGGAGCGCAGCCUCCACCGGCAGAGCCUCCCGCCGCUCGCCAAGCUCCGCCACCCCAGCGAGCACGCCCUCUAUCGCCGCGAGCCACGCCGCAAGUCCCUGACCUUCACCGGUGGGCCCCGGGGCCUCCGAGACAUCCUGAGUGGAGGCCGGGCAGGGGAGGGGAGGGAGUUCGAGACCAAACGACGACUCCUACUCCAGGGGAACGGUGGGAACCAGAACCACCACCACCAUGCAGCAGCAGCAGCCACAGCGGUAGCCCCAGGAGGGGCAGUGUCCCCUGGCAUGUGGGCCUGCCGCAUGGAGGACCUGGUCAGACUGGUGGGGCUCCAGAGAGAAACUCUUGGCGUGCUGGAGAAGAGGCUGGAGGCCUACGAGGCUGAACUGCAGACCUGGGGUGGACGAGGAGGCGGAGGGGGAGAGGAGGCCAGAGGAGCAGGGGGGCUGAUGGAGGAGAUAGGGAGGCUGGAGAGACGACUGAGGAAGAACGAGGUGGAAAUGGAGGAGGAGGAGUUCUGGGCCAGCGAGCUGCAGAUUGAGCUGGAGAGUGAGAGGCAGCUGGAGGACAGGCUUGAGGAGCUGAGAGGGCGUCUUCAGUGCGCUGAGGUCGAGCUGGGGGACAGGAUGGCUCUGGUACAGGGUGUAGAGGCGGGUCUGGAGGAGGAGCGUCUGCAGAGGGAGAGACAGGAGACUCAGAGGGUGAGCGAGGUGGAGGCCAGGGCGCAGGUACUCAGGGCCCGCACGGAGCUCAAGGCCCAGGACAGACAGUCUGUCCAGCUGGAAAGCAGCUGCAGAGCCGUGGACAGGUCCCUCGGCCAGAGUGGCAAGAGACUGCAGGACAUGCAGCAUGAGCUGGAGCAGCUGACCAAGGAGCUGAGACAGGUCAACCUGCAGCAGUUUAUCCAGCAGACUGGCACCAAGGUCACCGUGCUGCCAGCCGAGCCCAGUGAGGACGAAGAGGGAACUACCCACACCGGACAGGGCACAGACUUAGUUCCUCUGUCUGGUUCCCUGAAGCGUCCCGUCUCCUUUCACCCGAUGCCUGGUCACCUUCGGGUCCUGCACAGUCCGCUGACAUCUGGCCUAAACCCAGAAGGGAUCUACGUGUAAGAGAAAAGAGGACACGCUUGGGGUGACUGUGUUCCCCUGCUAGCUGGACCCCUGAAUACCACCUUAAAGGUAGCCUGGUACCACUAAGACCUGAUCCCAGAUCUGUGUGUACUUUAGCCAACUCCUCAACACCCAGUCACUCCUAGUCAAAGAAGUUGGCUAAAUACAGAUCUAGGACCAGUCCUAAAGGAUCCCUGUGAUGGGACAUCCAAGUACAGGAUACCUCAGUAGCACUCUCCGGUCCUUGCUCUGUUCUGUUACCUACAUAACAUGGAGAACAGGAACAAUUAAAUAGAUUAUAUGGUUAUGUCUCCGACAUGGGCCAACAUAUGACGAUGAUAGCUCCAAUGAUGAAGGAAAAACUAUGGGUAACCUAUCUGACUGCAGGGUGCUUGAAUGGACAAACAGAGAUAGUUGAAAUAAACAAUAUAGCAACAGACAUGAGCACCGUGUGUCAUAACCCAAAUGAUUUUCUCUCUAUGGAAACCUUGGGACUAAAGGUGAUGCGUCAUUAUCAUCAUCAGCAUCAUCAUUGUUUUCAUCCCUUUAAAGCAUAUGCAAUUACUUUAUUAUCAUUUUAAUUAAUAAAGAUGUAAUGUAGCUACAUUUGAAACAUUAAUAUUUAAUCCAUUAUAUCAACAUACAGUAAAGAGGUUCGAUACUAUUUUUUAUGAAUGUUUGCAUUUUGGAAGAUAUCGCUCCAAACUGAAAAUCUUGCAGUUGAAAUCUGUGAACUAUAUAUUUGAAGAGUUUAGUGAUUCUGUGGUAAAUAAUUGUAUUUUAUCCAGUGUAUUGAUUGAUGUAUGGACUGCAUUGAGUCAUGGAUGAGAUGUCUAUACGGUGGCCCUAUGGGGCAAAGUAGCUUUUAAAGGAUGUCUGUUUCUGAAGCAUUUAUACUGCAUCUGUAUCAUAUCAAACUUUGACCGUCAGCUCACAACAACCAACAGGCAGACUGUUUCUGCUCUGUUCCGAUUGUCAUUAUACACUAUGCACAGUUAUACAACCAAUGGUUCAGGGCUUUGUUACUGAAGAAAGGGUAGAUGUUAGCCUAUGAACUGUCCAAAAGUGCUGAUAUGUAAAUUAUUGUCAAUGCAUAUAUACGAUAUGUGAUAUGUCAACUGACAUAUUAACUUAUUGAAAUAGUAGAAUACUGUAGAUAGUAUAAAGUUUGGUCACCGUUCACAUUUAUUUCCAAUUGCUGAGGAAGAAGCAGAACUGUGUAUGUACACUUAUGCAGUAUUGUUAAUGUAACAGUAUCAAAUGAACCGAAAGUGUUAGUUUUCUCGUCUAUCUUGUGUUGAAAAUAUAUAUUACUUUGCCAAAAUGUUUAAUCUUAUUAAUCUGUAAAGAAAUGGGGCCAAAGAUUAGAGGUCUUAUUGCAUGUGUUUGUUUUUCCAAGUAGCCAUAUCUGAAUACUUAUUGAAACCUAAAGGCUCGAUUUAAUCCAUAGCGCUGACCUGUGAUACAGCUCGAUAGCAAUUUAAAGGCAAUGUUUCUGCAUUCGAGAAGACUGCAUUCACGGUAAAUGCUGCAUAUGUCGGCUCAAUUGGAAAUUACCUUUACUUUUCAAUCAUGCUACAGUGCAGAGCUUCAGCGCUAUGGAUUAAAUCGAGCCCUAAGUGACAGUAAAACAACUUUUGUAAGAUCCUAAGAGGGAGUGGUUUGGCUCAAUUGGCAUAUAUGCAAAACUAGACUGGUCCCAGGGCCUGUAUUCAUAAAGCAUCUCAGAGUACAAGUGCUGAUCUAGGAUCAGUUUUUAUCUUUUAUAUCAUAAGGAAUAUGAAUACAUAGAAAGAGGAGACCCAUACUCUGAGAAGCUCUGUGGAUAAUGACCCAGAUCUGUUUUUCCUGUCUUGCCAAUUCCUUGGCAUGACAAUGACCAGAGGAGUUGCCAAAACAGCACAAACUGACCUGGAACCAGGGUAAUGCAACACCACACCACUAACUAUAACACCACUGACUAAACAACACUCCAUUUUAGUUUUUGUGUUAAAGAAUUGAUCAAAUGAACCAAUUUUUACAUGAUGUAUACAAUAGUUGCCCUCAUUGUACCGAACACCUCUUAUUGGUUUUGAUAAACGAAUGGUUCACUGCUACUCAGCUUUUAAUAAGUUCUUAACAAGUGCCUUAUACUCAUACUUAUUUCUGCAUAUACUGUAUACAACUAAUGUAAAGAUUUACCGGGUAUUAUUCCAACAAUGACCCUGCUCUGUUCUAUCCUGGUCCCAGAUGUGUUUGUAGUCUUGCCAAUUCCUAUAGUCAUUGUUACGCCAGUGACCAUAGGUGUUGGCAAUACAGCACAAACAGAUCUGGGACCAGGCUAGCUCUGUUCAUUGUGCGAGUAAGAUGUUUAUGGAAGAAACAGGUAGUUUGACAUUUAUUUAUGAUAGAUACUUACCAUAAUUGGAUCAUUUAUUUCCCGUUUAAGGUAAAGUCGGUGGCUGUAUACAGUGCCUUGCAAAAGUAUUCAUCCCCCUUGGUGUUUUUCCUAUUUUGUUGCAUUACAACCUGUAAU
Coregonus clupeaformis (lake whitefish) is the source of this 4377-nucleotide messenger RNA. Its product is annotated as ras association domain-containing protein 8. Bases 462 to 1862 code for a protein of 466 amino acids. The record is from RefSeq and is a predicted model, not a curated record. The transcript is spliced from 6 exons. NCBI's taxonomy places the organism in Eukaryota, Metazoa, Chordata, Actinopteri, Salmoniformes, Salmonidae. Gene Ontology annotation, biological process: signal transduction.